AUGCCAUCACAAGACCUCUUCGCCUUGCCUACCAUUUAUUAUCGAGUUCAUUCGGGAUUCUCUGCUGCACCCGGUGAAACUCAAAAGUUGGAUGGAGAAAAAAAUAUUGGAAUGGUAGAAACAAAUCGACCACUACUUAGUAUUGACGAAAUUCAUACCGAAGGGGUUAUAAUGAGACAUUCCAUGUACUUUUUUCGAGACUAUUGCGGAAGGAAGGUGAAUGGAAUAUUUUUUCUAGCUUUUGGUAGAUUUUUAUGGGAGUUUGUGGAAAAAAUGGUAGGUCAUUUAAGUAAAGGGCAAAUAAUAAGUUUGUCAAGCAACUUAAAUCGUAAUGUCUGCUCAAUGGCAACUUCUCUCCGAUUCACAGGUUGCUGCUUCGUAAAGUCCGACUCUAUCAAAGUAGAAGGUUCGUCUGUAUCAUUUGGAAAAGACCGUCAUCUCAAUGGAUGGAUAUGCACCAGGACUGAGGAAGGGAGUGGAAUCACCGAUGUUCAGACAACUGUGGCAGGUGAACAGUGUCCUAAAGGUCGAAUUAGUAAAGCCAUUGUGUUUUUAACUGGAGCCAUGAGACAGCAGACAUUCCAGCGCGUUCCAUUGUGUGAUGCUCAAAUAGAACAGGUGCUAAAAAUCUUUUAUUUAGUAAAAGAUGAACUUGAUAGAAUUAUGCAUAACUCAUAUGCACAUCUUUUUAAUUCAUGCAUGAUUGAAAAGACGGAGAAGAGACUACAUCGUCUCAUUUUUCAACUUAAGCACUUGCCUUACAGAAAACGACAGAAAUACCCUAUCGCAAACAAGGGUCUGGAAAACACCAAAAAAUUACCAAAAGUGCCAUCAAAUGCAUCGUCACUGAAAUCCAGCAUUUACUCCCCUAACAGAGAGAAGUCUGCAUGA
Messenger RNA from Echinococcus granulosus, 891 nucleotides. RefSeq lists its product as hypothetical. The record is from RefSeq and is a predicted model, not a curated record. Bases 1 to 891 code for a protein of 296 amino acids. The transcript is spliced from 7 exons. Lineage: Eukaryota; Metazoa; Platyhelminthes; Cestoda; Cyclophyllidea; Taeniidae.